AUGAUGAAAAAGGAAGUUGAGAACCAAUUGAGCAACACUUGGGAUGGCUAUGUGGAUUGGAGGGGAAGAGCUGCUCUAAGGGCCAAACAUGGUGGCAUGUUUGCUGCCUCUUUUGUUCUUGUUGUGGAGAUUCUGGAGAAUCUGGCAUACUUGGCGAAUGCAAGCAACCUUGUGUUGUACUUUUCGGAGUACAUGCAUUUCACGCCGUCGGAGUCUGCAAAUUCCGUGACAAAUUUCAUGGGGACAGCGUUUUUACUGGCGCUUUUGGGUGGUUUCUUGUCGGAUGCCUUUUUCACCACCUAUCAAAUUUACCUCGCCAGCGCUGUCAUUGAGUUCCUGGGCCUCGUCAUACUCGCAGUGCAAGCACACUCGAGUUCGCUAAAGCCCCCGAGAUGCAGCCCCACCGGCCAGUGUGAGAAGGUGCACGGCCCGAAAGCUGCAAUGUUGUUCUUGGACGAGAGCACCCCGCUCGGGCGGAAGCAGAGGUCGACCUUCUUCAACUACUUUGUGUUCUCCCUCUCGGUUGGGGCCCUCAUUGCCGUGACCCUAGUCGUGUGGAUCGAGGAUAAUAAAGGAUGGGAGUGGGGUUUCGGGAUCUCGACUCUGGCGAUACUUUUGUCGAUUCCUGUUUUUCUUGCCGGAUCCGCUUUUUACAGAAACAAGCUUCCGCUCGGAAGCCCACUCACGACGAUAUGCAAGGUCCUCUUAGCCUCGCUGCUAAACACGUGCAUGCCGCGAAGCAUACCGGGAAGCACGAGCAACGCCAUCGCCAACAUGUCCGCCAGCCCAUACCCUCUGGUCCCUGCCGACCAAAUCCAUUCCGACAAGCUUGAAGAAAACGCGCAAACACCGUCCCAGAGUCUCCGUUUCCUCAACCGUGCCGUGACCAACAAGCCAGCUCUCCCGAUCCUCAAGUGCUCGGUCAAGGACCUUGAGGAGGUCAAAAUCGUCUUCAAAAUCCUCCCGAUCUUCGCGUGCACCGUCAUCCUCAACACGUGCCUCGCCCAGCUUUCGACUUUCUCCGUCCAACAAGCCGCCACCAUGGACACGAGGCUCGGUUCCAUGAAAGUCCCGCCCGCGUCACUCCCUGUUUUCCCCGUCGUCUUCAUCAUGAUCCUCGCCCCACUAUAUGACCAUGUCAUAAUCCCGUUCGCCCGAAGGGCCACCAAGUCUGAAACGGGGGUGACCCACCUUCGGAGAAUCGGGAUUGGGCUAUUCCUCUCUAUAGUUGCGAUGGCCGUUGCCGCACUGGUCGAGGCCAAGAGGAAACGGGUUGCGGGCCGGGCCGGGACUGGGACCGGGCCGUUACCGAUCACGUUCUUUUGGAUCGCGCUCCAAUACCUGUUUUUGGGGUCGGCGGACCUUUUCACCUUAGCGGGCCUGCUCGAGUUUUUCUUCACGGAGGCCCCUUUCGGAAUGAGGUCGUUGGCAACGUCGCUUUCGUUUGCGAGCUUGGCGGUCGGGUAUUACAUGAGCACGGUGAUUGUGUCGGUCGUGAAUAGGGUGACCGGCGGGUCGGGGCACGGGGCGUGGCUGUCGGGGGCGAACUUGAACGAGUACCAAUUGGAGAGAUUCUAUUGGCUGAUGUGCGUGCUUAGCGGGCUCAACUUCUUGAACUAUCUGUUUUGGGCCUCGAAGUAUAAGUAUCGAGGGAUGGGGUCGAGCGAAUAG
Messenger RNA from Striga hermonthica, 1671 nucleotides. Lineage: Eukaryota; Viridiplantae; Streptophyta; Magnoliopsida; Lamiales; Orobanchaceae. The record is from the annotation of a GenBank genome assembly.